AUGGAGCCGAUUUCGAUGGAAUAUUGGUUGGCACUGCUUUAUUCGAUGUUGGCUGUAAUAGCGUUGCCCGGGAACGUUUGGGUUAUUGUGGUGGUUAUGGACCAGAUUUGCAGUCGUCGUCACUACCACUACUCCACAUUUAGACUUAAAGGAAGAGGACAAAAACGAAGUCAAAAAGCAGCAGUGCAGAGUUCAGCGACCGUCUACUUAUUAAUAUUAUCAGUUGUUGAUUUAAUAUCCAUUCUGCCAGUACCGUUUCUAGUUGUCGAUAUAUUCCGGAAUAGAUGGCCUUUUGGGCUUGUGCUUUGUAAAUUAAUGUUUUUUUGUGAAGGAGCAAACAAAUCGCUCUCGCCACUGCUACUCACGGCGCUAAGUCUGGAUCGCUACAUGGCGGUGUGCCUUCCGAUGCUUGUUUGGAUGCGACAAGCAAAAUUCGCGUGCUUUAUUCUGUUACUCUGUUUUAUUUAUUCGCUAUUUUUUAUUGUUCCGGUGAUCUGGCACAGUGAAGUGAACGGGAUGCUGGAUGCGAAACAUAAACUACAUCCGAAAUGCGUUGUCGGAAUGUCUCGACUGUUCGAUUUGCUUCAGUUAGUGUUCUGCUAUGCAGCACCAUUGCUGAUCAUUUGCUCCGUGUAUUUGGCAAUCCUUAGUCGACUCUAUCGUCAUACGCGGAAGAAUUUCGCAUCCGCGGGCAUCUCUGCUAUCCCGAACAGUAGUCGUCGUCGUCGUCCUCGAACCCGAAUCUCGUUAACUCGAGUUGUCAAGUCAUCCGUUCUAGUGGUUGCGUUUUAUUUUGUCUGCUGGACGCCUUAUUGGGUUGUCCGAUUCCUCGCCAUGCUUCAAGGUUUGUAUCCUUUCCUAUCGUUUCCUCAUAGUUCUGCGUAA
Gongylonema pulchrum is the source of this 885-nucleotide messenger RNA. The record is from the annotation of a GenBank genome assembly. NCBI's taxonomy places the organism in Eukaryota, Metazoa, Nematoda, Chromadorea, Rhabditida, Gongylonematidae.